This is a messenger RNA of Myotis davidii, 2503 nucleotides long. RefSeq names its product aldehyde dehydrogenase 16 family member A1 (gene ALDH16A1). The record is from RefSeq and is a predicted model, not a curated record. NCBI's taxonomy places the organism in Eukaryota, Metazoa, Chordata, Mammalia, Chiroptera, Vespertilionidae. Gene Ontology annotation, molecular function: oxidoreductase activity, acting on the aldehyde or oxo group of donors, NAD or NADP as acceptor.
GGUGGAAAGCGGUCUGGACGGGUGAUGGCUGCCACGCGCGCGGAGUCCCGCGCCCGAGAGAUCUUCGCCACGCUGGAGUACGGACCCGCGCCGGAGAGCCACGCAUGCGCGCUGGCCUGGCUGGACACGCAGGACCGGUGCUUGGGUCACUAUGUGAGUGGAAAGUGGUUAAAGCCGGGAAACAGGAAGUCAGCGCCUUGCCAGGAUCCCAUCACAGGAGAGAACUUGGCCACUUGCCUCCAGGCACAGGCUGAGGAUGUGGCGGCAGCCGCGGAGGCAGCCAGGGCCGCGUUGGAGAACUGGAGCCGACUCCCCGGAGCCUCUCGGGCCAAGCACCUGACCAGGCUGGCCAAGAUGAUCCAGAAGCACCAGCGGCUGCUGUGGACCCUGGAGUCCCUGGUUACUGGGCGGGCUGUUCGAGAGGUUCGAGACAGGGAUGUCCCGCUGGCCCAGCAGCUGCUCCAGUACCAUGCAAUCCAGGCACACAUCCAGGAGGAGGCGCUGGCAGGCUGGGAGCCCAUGGGAGUAAUUGGUCUCAUCUUGCCGCCCACAUUCUCCUUCCUGGAGAUGAUGUGGAGGAUUUGCCCUGCCCUGGCUGUGGGCUGCACUGUGGUGGUCCUCGUGCCCUCGGCCUCCCCGACGCCCCUCCUCCUGGCCCAGCUGGCAGGAGAACUGGGCCACUUCCCAGGAAUCCUCAACGUGAUCAGUGGCCCUGCCUCCCUGGGGCCUGUCCUGGCCUCCCAGCCCGGGGUCCAGAAGGUGGCCUUCUGCGGAGCCAUCGAGGAAGGACGUGUCCUUCGGCGGACCCUGGCGGGCGUGGGUCCCGAGCUGGGCCUGGCGCUGGGGACCGAAUCGCUGCUGCUGCUGACGGAGGCAGCAGAUGUGGACUCGGCCGUGGAGGGCGUUGUGGACGCAGCCUGGUCGGACCGCAGCCCGGGGGGCCUCAGGCUUCUCGUUCAGGAGUCGGUGUGGGACGAGGCGAUGAGGCGGCUCCAGGUGCGGAUGGCGCGGCUCCGAGGAGGCCGAGGGCUCGACGGGGCCGGGGACCUGGGGGCCCGGGGGGCUGCUGCACGUGAGCUGGCCCAGCGGUAUGUGCGCGAGGCCCAGAGCCAGGGCGCACAGGUGUUCCAGGCUGGCGAUGUGCCCCUAGACAGCCCGUUCUUCCCCCCAACCUUGGUCUCUGACCUGCCCCCCUCCUCCCCGUGUGCCCAGGCAGAGGUACCGUGGCCUCUGGUCGUGGCCUCCCCAUUCCGCACGGCCAAGGAGGCACUGGCCGUGGCCAACGGGACGCCCCGAGGAGGCAGUGCCAGUGUGUGGAGCGAGAGGCUGGGGCAGGCCCUGGAGCUGGGCUACGGGCUGCGGGUGGGCACAGUCUGGAUCAACGCCCACGGCCUCAGAGACCCUGCGGUGCCCAUGGGCGGCUGCAAGGAGAGUGGGUCUUCCUGGCACGGGGGCCUAGAUGGCCUGUAUGAGUACCUGCGGCCCGCGGGGACCCCUGUCCGGCUGCCCUACCUUUCUGAGAAUCUGAACUAUGACACCUUUGGCCUUACCGUCCCCUCAGCCCUCCCGGCUGGGCCUGAAACAGGUCCCAGCCCAGCACCCCCCUACGGGCUCUUCGUGGGGGGCCGUUUCCAGGCGCCUGGGGCCCGCAGCUCCAGGCCCAUCCACGACUCGCAGGGCAAUCUCCAUGGCUACGUGGCCGAGGGCGGAGCCAAGGACAUCCGAGUGGCUGUGGAGGCUGCCCACCAGGCUGCCCCUGGCUGGAUGGGCCAGUCCCCGGGGGCCCGGGCAGCCCUUCUGUUGGCGCUGGCAGCCGCCCUGGAGCGCCGGGAGCCCACCCUGUCCUUGAGGCUGGAGAGGCACGGAGUGGUUUCCUGGGGGGCCCGCGCCCAGGCCCAGAGCCACAGCCUGCAGGUCGCUGAGCUGAGAGGCCCCGUGCUCCGACUCCGGGAGCCGCUAGGGGUCCUGGCUGUUGUGUGCCCGGACGAGUGGCCCCUGCUCGCCUUCGUGUCCCUGCUGGCCCCUGCCUUGGCCCAUGGCAACUCCGUGGUUUUGGUGCCCAGCGAGACCUGCCCCAUCCCCGCCUUGGAGGUCUGCCAGGAUAUGGCCACCUUGUUGCCAGCCGGCCUGGUGAACGUGGUGACAGGAGAUCGGGACCACCUGACCCGCUGCCUGGCUUUGCACCAGGACGUCCAGGCCCUGUGGUACUUCGGAUCUGCCCAGGGCUCCCAGUUUGUGGAAUGGGCCUCGGCAGGAAACCUGAAGCCCGUGUGGGUGGACAGGGGCUGCCCCCGGGCUUGGGACCAGGAGGCCGAAGGAGCAGGCCCAGAGCUAGAGCUUCGGGCAGCACGGACCAAGGCCCUGUGGCUGCCCAUGGGCGACUGACACCUGAGCCCACUCCGUCUUGGACGAAGAAGAGUUGGACCACCAACAGGCUGCAGAUGCCUGGACCUUUCCACUUCCUUUGAUGUCCGUGCCCUCAAAUAAAUUCUGACCAACCUUG